CUAAGGGCCCUGCACAGGACCUGUGUUCAUGGGGACGCUACUCAGCUCCAAACCCUGCUGGAAGGUGGAAUGUCCCCUGAGGAAGUCACCCAGGUGGACAGCAAUGGGCAGACAGGCUUUAUGAUGGUGUGCCACCACGGCUUUGGGAGCAUUAUGGCCCUGCCCAGCCAAUACUCUUCUCUUGAUGUGAACCAGCAGAACAAAGAAGGGGACAUUGCCUCCCUCAUGUUGGCUUCCCAAGCAGGUGCAAGACAUGUGACUUUGGUACGUCUCCUGCUCAACUAUUUCCCAGGCCUGAACCUAAAGCGCCAGGACCAGCAUGGACUCACAGCACUGAUGAAGGCAGUUGUGCAGGACCGAGGACAGAGGGCUGACUUGAGGGCAAUAAAUCCAACUCAGGGCAAGGCAGCCCUGGAAUGGGCGGUGCUGACUGACAACUUCCACACAGUGUGUAGGAUCGGGCUGCUGCAAUGGCAGCCCCAUGUGGAGCAAUUGAAUCAGCAUUUUCAGUCCCAGUGGCCAGCCCUGGUUAGAGUUGUGGCCCUUGUUCCACCCACCCCAUCUCUCCUGGAGCAACUACUGGCCAUCUUGCGCCUUUCAUUUGUCUACUCUCAAGAGGGGGAUGUCCGGAACCACCUUGUGACAAUUACAAACAGCUUGGCCAGUCCCUUCUUCAGCAUUGCCUAUCACACCCAUCUGCACCAGGCACGAAGACCAAAUCUGUGCAGAAUUGCUGGUGCCCAGCGCCCGGCGCCGGCACGAACCCCGGGGGACCCCCCGCGCCGGCUGCAAGGACCGCCCCAUCGGAGGGAGAGGCGGAUGUGGGAGGCUCGGUCCCGGGGCCGGGCCGGGCCGGGCCGGGCCGGGGCGUGGGCGGCUGCCCGGGGUGUGGGAGCCGCGCGGGAGGGUCCGACCCCGCAGCCCGACGAGGGCGAGCGGCGGCGGGUGGGCGAGCUGGGCAAUAGGAAACGGUUUAUGAGGAGGGAGUGGUGGAGCCGGGCCAGGCAGGAAGGCGCUGGGACAGCAAGCAGUGGCUCCGGCCCCUUCGCAGCCCGGGGAGGCCCGCGCGGAGCGAGCAGCGAGCGGCCCGUCGUGGGGAGCCGGCCCCGCCGCGCCCCGAGCCCUGCUGGCAGCCCUGGCCCAGAGGGACCCCGAGCUUCCUCCACGCAGGAACCCCAGGUUCUGAGUGUCCUGCGUCAGAGUCCUGCGUCGACGGAUCGCGCUGCCCCGCUUUUCUCCUCCUUGGCCAAAGACUUCGUGGGCAACAAGUCUCACCCGCUCCUGAGGGACUGA
This is a messenger RNA of Suncus etruscus (white-toothed pygmy shrew), 1293 nucleotides long. RefSeq names its product ankyrin repeat domain 33 (gene ANKRD33). The record is from RefSeq and is a predicted model, not a curated record. Gene Ontology annotation, biological process: negative regulation of transcription by RNA polymerase II; negative regulation of transcription regulatory region DNA binding. Lineage: Eukaryota; Metazoa; Chordata; Mammalia; Eulipotyphla; Soricidae.